This is a messenger RNA of Galeopterus variegatus (Sunda flying lemur), 2978 nucleotides long. RefSeq names its product Bardet-Biedl syndrome 12 protein-like. NCBI's taxonomy places the organism in Eukaryota, Metazoa, Chordata, Mammalia, Dermoptera, Cynocephalidae. The coding region runs from base 7 to 2139 and encodes 710 amino acids. Gene Ontology annotation, biological process: photoreceptor cell maintenance; chaperone-mediated protein complex assembly. Gene Ontology annotation, molecular function: ATP binding. The record is from RefSeq and is a predicted model, not a curated record. The transcript has a single exon.
UGAUUCAUGGUGAUGGCUUGCAGGGUCAUAAACAAAAGGAGGCACAUAGGACUUCAACAACUUUCAUCAUUUGCAGAAACAGGAAGAACUUUCCUAGGUCCAGUAAAAUCAUCCAAAUUUAUUAUAGAUGAAGAAUGUCAUGAAAGUGUGUUAAUCAGUUCAACAGUAAGGCUUCUUGAAAGUUUGGAUUUAACCAGUGCAGUGGGGCAGCUUCUCAGUGAAGCAAUUCGAGCACAAUAUAACAUGUACAGAACUGGAACCAGUACUCUUUUGUUUCUUGUUGGUGCAUGGAGCAGUGCUGUCGAAGAAUGUCUUCAUCUGGGUGUCCCCAUUUCAAUAAUAGUGUCAGUGAUGUCAGAGGGCUUGAACUCUUGCAGUGAAGAGGUAGUUUCCCUUCAAGUGCCUAUCCACAACAUAUUUGGCCAUCUGGACAACACGAAGACAUUUUCUGGACUUGAAACAUUUAGUGUCAGUUUGUGUCCUCUUCUACAAGUCCCUUCAGAUACUGGUUUGACACAGGAAGAGCAUGAUCUCAAAGAUGUUGCUUCUCAAUCAUUGACCAUUUACAGUCUUUCUGGGAGACCUAUUCAAUCACCUCAAUUCUUCAAACCUCAGGCUGAAGUUGAAACAGAUAAAAGCACAUCACAAACUCCAAAAAACAGUCAGCUUGCAGACACCCACUGCAGAAAGUCAAUACUGAUUCACAGUAGGCAUUUUAAUAGCACAGAUAAUAAUCAAUGGAUAAGCGAACCAGAUGGAUUUCUAGAUCAUGGUACAGCUACUUCCAAAACUUAUGGAUGUAAUGAUUUGGUAGAGUUGGCAGUGGGCUUGAGUCAUGGAGAUCACAGCAGCAUGAAAUUGGUAGAGGAAGCAGUACGGCUGCAAUACCAGAAUGCAUGUAUGCAACAAGGCAAUUGUACAAUGCCAUUUAUGUUUGACAUUUCAAGAAUCUUCACUUGCUGUCUGCCAGGUUUACCUGAAACUUUUUCUUGUGUUUGUCCAGGAUACAUCACUAUCGUAGCAGUAUCUAGUACUACUCUGAUCAAGGAAUUGCAGAAUCAGCCUGUCCGGGUAGUUCUCAUUGAGGGUGACCUCACAGAAAAUUAUCGCCACCUGGGAUUUAAUAAUUCUGCAAAUAUUAAAACAGUAUUAGAUAGCAUGAAGCUCCAAGAAGACAGCUUAGAAGAACUCUGGACAAAUUAUGUAUUACAGGUAUUAACCCAGUUCAAUGUGAACCUCAUCCUGGUACAAGGAAAUGUAUCUGAACAAUUAAUUGAAAAAUGCACACACAAUAAGUUGUUGAUAAUUGGGUCAGUGAAUGGCAGUGUGAUGCAGGCUUUUGCAGAGGCUGCAGGAGCAGUACAGGUGACCUACAUUACACAAGUGAAUGAAGAUUGUGUGGGCAAUGGGGUCUAUGUGACCUUCUGGAGAAGCAGUCCCUUGGAUAUUGUAGGUAGGAACAAUGGAAUGGCAAUCUUGCUAAAAACAGAAGGAAUUAAUUUGGUUACAGCAGUGCUCAGUAGCCCAGUAACUGCACAGAUGCAAACCAAAGAAGAUAGGUUCUGGACUUGUGCCUAUCGUUUGUAUUAUGCUCUAAAAGAGGAAAAGGUCUUUCUUGGAGGCGGUGCAGUGGAAUUUUUGUGUGUUAGCCAUCUUCAAAUUCUUGCAAAGCAAUCUCUGAGAAAAGAAAACCAUGCCUGUUCAGAAUGGCUUCAUAAUACUUCCUCUUGGUUGGACUCGUCACUGGCAAUAUACAGACCAACAGUGCUUAAAUGUCUGGCAAAUGGAUGGCACAAAUACCUUUCAACGCUCAUUUAUAAUACUGCCAGUUACUCAACAGAAUUUGAAGCAAGCACAUUCAUUCAACAUCAUCUACAAAAUGCCUCAGAUUCUGGCUCUCCUUCAUCUUACAUCUUGAAUGAAUACAGUAAACUAAAUAAUGGAAUUUUUAAAUCAGGCGUUUCAACUAAACAGGAGCAGAUUCCAAGAGUUUAUGACAUUGUUACACCAAAGAUAGAGGCGUGGCGCCGAGCAUUGGAUUUAGUACUGUUAGUACUUCAGACAGACAGUGAAGUUAUUACUGGGCUUGGACACACACAGAUUAACUCACAGGAACUAGAGGGUUUUUUAUUUUUGUAGUGUUAUUAGCUAAGUCUUUGGAAAAUAAUCUUUUGGAAUAUAUCAUGCUAAUAAUAAAUUUACUAGUAGCCAAGUUAUAAUGCCUAAAAUACCAGCUGUUACCAAGAAAAAAAUAAUUGAUGUCAAUAACUGUUCAGGAUCUGAAAUUUUACACUACUUAUAAGCUAACAAGUUAGCCUGUUACUGUUUCAUGGGAUGCUACAGAAUACACAAGAUACCUGGGUCAGAGACAAAGGACUUUUAUUAUGCACAGCAAGAGCUGUAUCCAGAGCUUCUCAUUGGUUUUUGUCAGUACCCCAUUUUUCUAAGUCCCACAGGAGCAAUACAAAGAGCCAGUGAUGGAAACUGCACACAGUGGAUGUGGAUUGUGCUGCAGGAGAGAAGCACUGAGCUUGGGAUAUUCACUGCUUUUCCAGUAAGCAGAAAUAGUCCUGCUCUUUGUCCAAGGGAAGUUUUUACCAUGUGCUUCAAAGUUGCUUAGUAUAAACGCAAGCCUGGGACAUGGACUGGGUAAAGAUCAGUAAGUAUACAGGGGUGUUCAGGGCCCAUUAUGGAGAGCCUCUUCCAGCAAUCCACUCUUCAGCCUGAUGUGUUCUUGGCCAAACUCUAAUUUUCACAUGAGGAUACCACUCCAUUGGCUACUCUGAUUAGUUUGACAAACAGGUUGUUUAGUCAGUACCAGAUCCAUCCAAUUGGUCUCAUAUAGUGAUUAAUUAAGGCUACUAUCAACAGACUCUGAGCAGAAGGAUAAAGCCAAUCUGUAUUACUGACCUCAGUCCUGUCCCCAUGGUCGUAAAUUCAGUCAAGUGUAAGUCACCACCUGGGAUUUAAUAAGUAUU